Hirsutella rhossiliensis is the source of this 1311-nucleotide messenger RNA. Its product is annotated as cation efflux family domain-containing protein. Gene Ontology annotation, molecular function: monoatomic cation transmembrane transporter activity. Gene Ontology annotation, biological process: monoatomic cation transport; transmembrane transport. The coding region runs from base 1 to 1311 and encodes 436 amino acids. The transcript has a single exon. NCBI's taxonomy places the organism in Eukaryota, Fungi, Ascomycota, Sordariomycetes, Hypocreales, Ophiocordycipitaceae. The record is from RefSeq and is a predicted model, not a curated record. Gene Ontology annotation, cellular component: membrane.
AUGUUAUCGCCAAGCAGCACCAACUCGCGCAAGCUAGCGCACGACGAUGCCGCCAGCACCGCCGUCGAGCCCGUCGCCCACGACGCCUUUGAGCGCCAUCCCUCGCACUCGCCCGACGUGGAGCGCCAGGCCGGCAGCGGGCCCAUGUCGCGCCUCAGCGUCGAGAGCGACCCCUACGGCCUCAUUACCCGCUACAAGACCGACUCAGACCUGGAGCAGCUCAAGGCAAACUCGUCCCGCAAGCGCCGCGGCUGCGCGCCCCUGACGGCCAGCGGCCCCGUGUCGUCGGCGGCCGGUCCCAUGCCGCAACGCAACGUCCGCAAGCUUCGCGGCUUCUACGAGAACCAAAACGCCGUCAUCGAGCGCAUGCUCAAGUCGGUCGAGGAGCACCGCGCCGACGCCCGCCAAGAGCAGGGCGAUGACCAGCUCAAGUACCGCAUCGCCGUCUACGGCUCCUUUGCCGCCAACGUGGUGCUCGCCGGCCUGCAGCUCUACGCCGCCAUCACGUCGGGCUCGCUGUCGCUCUUCACCACCAUGGCCGACGCCAUCUUCGAUCCCCUCAGCACCAUGACGCUCAUCCUGUCGAGCCGCGCCAUCAAGCGCGUCGACCCGUGCCGCUUCCCCGCCGGCAAGGCCCGUCUGGAGACGGUAGGCAACAUCAUCUUUUGCUUCCUCAUGACGACCGUGUCCGUCGUCAUCAUGGCCUUUGCGGCGCAGGAGCUGGUGCAGGCGCGGCCGGACAAGCAAUUCCACCUGGCCUCGGUCAUCUCCGUCUGCGCCGCCUUUUCGACCAAGCUGGCCCUGUUUUUGUACUGCUGGUCCAUCAAGGACCGAUACAGCCAGGUCAACAUCCUGUGGCAGGACCACCGCAACGACCUGUUUAUCAACGGCUUCGGUAUCCUGACGUCGGUGGGCGGGGCCAAGCUAGAGUGGUGGAUCGACGCGACGGGGGCCAUCUUGCUGUCGCUGCUCAUCUCGGGCGUGUGGCUGCACACGGCGUUUGGCGAGUUCAUGCUGCUCGUGGGCGUGGUGGCGUCGGUGGACAUGCAGCAGCUGCUGACGUACGUGUGCCUGACGCACUCGCCGGCCAUACGGGGCAUCGACACGGUGCGCGUGUACCACUCGGGCCCGCGGUUGAUCGCCGAGGUGGACAUAGUCAUGGACCCGUCGAGCUCGCUGGCCGAGGCGCACGACGUGGCCGAGGAGCUGCAGGUCAAGCUCGAGUGCCUGCCGGACGUGGAGCGGGCCUAUGUCCACAUUGACUACGAGACGACGCACAAGCCGGAGCACGCGUUCAAGAAGGACCUGUGA